Colletotrichum higginsianum IMI 349063 is the source of this 345-nucleotide messenger RNA. RefSeq lists its product as uncharacterized. Bases 1 to 345 code for a protein of 114 amino acids. NCBI's taxonomy places the organism in Eukaryota, Fungi, Ascomycota, Sordariomycetes, Glomerellales, Glomerellaceae. The transcript has a single exon. The record is from RefSeq and is a predicted model, not a curated record.
AUGUUCGCAAUCAACUCGCCCGGGCUCAAGGUGAUGCAGUUCGUCAUAACGCCUGCGAGCAUCCACAUCCUCAGAACCUACAGCAAGAGGUCGAAAGCCGAAUCUGCCAUAGCGUCGCAUGUCAUCAUAUUGUUAUCCACCAAGUUAAAGAUUCACUACGGCUCAGAGAGGGCAAGGUCUAUCUACCUCACGCUGUACAGCAACAGCUGCAAGCAGUUUAACAGGUUGCUAAAGGAGUUUUCUGUACUCUAUCUAGUAGUAUUGGAAAUCAUUAAGAUGGAAAUAGAGAGCGAGAUGCUAUCCUUCAUCAAAACUAAGAGACGGAUAGAGAACGCCUCGUUUUAG